AUGCCCGCCAGACUCCUGAGCCCGGCCGGGGCCAGCCGGGGCUACAUCCCUGACGGGCACCGAGAGCUCGUGACAGAAGAAAAAAAAAACAGGGUGGGGUUUUGUCGUCUUUCAAGAGACCGUGUGCCGACACCAGAGAAGUCCAAGUCUGCUCACAUCACCAAAGAAGAGAAACAAAUCCUAAAGCGGAGACUCAAAGAGUUGAAGAGAAAACUCGACGACGACAUCAAAGAAGAACGAGGAUCCCUCAUUGAUCGUAUGAUCGCACUUCAGGAAGAUCUGGAGCAGAAGAUCGCAGAUCUAGAGAAAGAGCUGCAGUCGACGCGCAGACAGAAGGAGGCUUCGGAUUCACAAAGAGAUGAAGCAGUCAGGGACAAGCGGAUGACACUCCUACAGGUCGAUACGUUGGAGAAAGAGUUGAGGAAGCUGGGGUUUGAGAAAGACGAGCUACGCCGAGAGCGAGACAUGGCGUUCAGCGCGGAGGAGACAGCAAAGAGGGAGAAGCAGAGCUACGAUCGGGCAAGGGAAGCGGCGGUACGGGACAAAGACGACCUCAGGCGGGAGAGAGACGAAGCGCUGCGGUCAAAAGACCAGGCGUGGCAGGAGAACCGCGUGCUGGCUAACGCCCUCUCGGAGAGAGAUGUCGCCGUGGCGGAGCGAAACCGCGCCGUGAAGGAAAAGAACGAAGCUGUUGCCGAGAGGGAGAGAAUGCAAGCCGAGCUUAUCUCUGCAGCGAGAGAUCGUGACAUCUUCCUGAAAGAAAAAACAGCCGCACAAAAAGAGAAGGAGAGAUACAACUCCGUCAUGGUCAAGGCGCUGGCUGACAAGGAAGAGUCAGAAAGAACGCGCGACGAGUCCGUCAGCGAGAAAGUCCAGGCAGUGUCAGAGAGGAACAGGAUGGAAAAAGAAAUGACGGAAGCCAAGAAAGACCGAGACGCAGCUAUACGGGAGAUGAACAAGGCGAUCCGGGAAAGAGAAGAGGCCGUGUUGGAACGCCUUCGUGCAAUAGAACAGAGCAGAGCGCUGGAGAAGCAGAAUGAUGCCGCGCUAACUGCACUGGGAGGGUCCGGUAAUGCACUGGACACGCUCCAUAGGGACACACCGGACUCACAGUUAAGCUAAGGGAUCACUAAGUCUGUCAUAAUAGACUG
Messenger RNA from Branchiostoma belcheri (Belcher's lancelet), 1151 nucleotides. Its product is annotated as calponin homology domain-containing protein DDB_G0272472-like. Bases 1 to 1122 code for a protein of 373 amino acids. The record is from RefSeq and is a predicted model, not a curated record. The transcript is spliced from 3 exons. Lineage: Eukaryota; Metazoa; Chordata; Leptocardii; Amphioxiformes; Branchiostomatidae.